AUGACGACCACGCAGGACGAUGACUUCUAUCUCUUUGACGGUAGUCUGGCAGCCACCCCGAACGAUUUCGAUACCUUCCUCAACGAUGCCGAACAAGAGGUCGACACUCAAGCCGUGAUCAAACCAUCCGAUCUUAUCAAGAAAGAGACGAACAACGACAGUCCCUUCAAUACACAGCAAAACCACAGAGGCUCUUCGAGUUCCUCUUCGGAUGAAUCGGUUCAGCACCGGCGAAAUGACUCGGCUGUGUCGGCUGCGUCCAGUGCCUUUGCGCACAAUUGGGACACCGGUAUCAACGGCUACACCAUGCCCGCAAACCAGAUGUUCAAUGAUUCCCCUAUGGGCGGCGUAGACGGCGAGUUCGAGGCCAGUAACCGUCAGAUGGCAACCGACUUCGACUUCGAUACAGCCGCGAGCACGCCGAGUGGGCUCGAUGCCCAAAUGUCCUACUCCCCAACGCCGCAAGCUCUGAAGAGAAAUGUCAACGUGACCAGGUUUGGCAAGGGCCAGCAACCGUCCCCGCGAAUGACUAGCCAGCGGCCUGGUUUCUAUAUAGCGAAUUCGCGAGAAGCGUCGCCACUCAAUGCCAUGCUUCCUGGCCCACAAGGUCAAUCGCCAUGGAGCAAACACUCUCCGUCGGCUGGACUUGAGGAGACAUUCAACACCAUCAACAUGAAUGGCGACUCCCCUAAUAAUCCCACUUUCUCACCGAACAUGCAAUUCAAUGGUGGCUUCUCUUUCGAACCAGACUCCAGCGCGACGCCGUCGUCACUAGGAAUAUCUUCACCGCCGUCGACUGUGCCUUCCGCGAAUGAUGGCAGACCGCAACUGAUCAUCCAACCCACUUCCCUCAAGUCGCGCGUCGAAACUCAGAUUCCGAUCACGCUGACUUUGUCGCCCAUGCCGCCAGGAGCCAAAAGGCUGAUGCUCCCACGCAACACUGUAUCGAAGCCGAAGUUCCUGAUCAAGGGCGAACAUGAGCCCAGCGUGGAGACAUUGGAGUUGCACACGUCCCUGGUCUGUACGAGUGCGAUGCAAGACAAUGUGAAGAUGCAAAGAGCCCUCGCAAGAGCUCGUGGAGAGGAUCUUGCGGCAUAUAGCAGACCCAGCCCAGAUUCUUCCGCAUCCUCUACAUCCUCCAAAGAUGACGAAGAUAAGCCACUUAAUGGUGGCGAGGUGAGGAUCUGCUCCGGCUGCAUCCAGCGUGAGCGCAAGCGGGCUGGUCGCAAGAAGCAGAAGAAACCUGAGGAAGAGGAGGCUUUUGCGCGUGACGAGGAGAAGCGAGUUGUGGUCUUCAACACCAGCCAAAUCAAGGACUGGGUUGAGGUCCCCCGAGAACCGCCUGAAGACACGGCGUCCGCCGCUCCGAGAGGUCACUCAGCUCCGCCCGGGUCCAUGCAGGUGGAAUUACCUAUGCGCAUCGCCUGUUAUUGUCGGCAUCAGAACGAAAAGCUCGGCUUCCAAGUCAUCUUCACUAUCAAGGACUAUCGAGGACGUGUCAUUUCGCAAGGCUUGACAAAUCCAAUCAUGAUUACGGACGAUCACAAGACGCACACUGCGCCAGCUGUUCCACCUACGUCGAUUCCGCUUCCGAAUGCACCUGCUGUCCCAGGUGCAGGCGUUUUCCAGACGACUGGCGAGACACCCGCGCCUGCUCCAAAAGUGCCGAAGAUGUUCAAGCAGUCAUUUUCGACCACUGAUCUAAAUGGGUUGCAGAACAAUUUCAACCCGAACUUUCCUAUGGGGACGUCGAGCAAUCCCUUUGCGAUAUCGAACACAACAUCAGGCACAAUAACGCCUCGAAAUGCCUUGUCGAGGCCUGCCUCGCCGAGCGGACCGCAAGGUCCCACGGCGAAGAAGCGGAAGCAGAGUGGAUCGGGGAAGCUACCUACAGGCUUGACAAUGACCAGGCUUGAUACAGCGCCAGCUCAACCACCACAGCAGCCCCUAUCGAUGUCCGCCGCAAACUCUCCGUAUGCCCAGAAUAUCAGUGCCUACAUGCCACCACCUCAAUCCGCGUUCCCAGCCCCUGCGCCUAUGCGGCCACUUGGCACGGGAACCAGUCCUCCAACUCCGAACGGAAUCGAUUACAUCAACAGAUCUUUCUCGCUCGAAAAUCUCCCAAGACAAGUCAUGAUCUCAGCCCCACCAUCUCGACAACCAAGCAGACCCGGAAGCCCAGGAUCUGGCAGGAAUAGCUUCAGCGGCCCCGAGCAGACACUGAGCGGCGUCAAUAAUCAGCUCAUGAACCAAACAAGACGGGCGCCUCCGCUCAUUCACAAGCUCGUACCUGCGGAAGGUUCGGUCACAGGAGGUACUGAAGUCACGCUACUUGGCAACGGCUUCUACCAAGGAUUGGAGGUCAUGUUUGGCGAUACUGAGGCUACGACCACGACUUUUUGGGGCGAGAAGUGUCUGAACUGUAUUGCUCCGCCUGCAUUACAGCCAGGCACGGUCAGUGUCGUGUUUAAGCAUGAGCAUCGCAAUUACGUGCAACAAAGCCCACAAGCUAGGCCGAUGCUCUUCACCUACACCGAUGAUCGGGAGUUGGAGAUGUUCAGGCUGGCUCUGAGAACAAUUGGCAAGCAGAUGUCGCAUCCGACUGAUGAUCCAUACUCAGCUGCGCAACAGCUUCUCCAGGGAUCUCAGCAAUCAAUGUGGGGCGCGCCAUCUGGCUAUAUGGGUCAGCAAAGGGGUGGGGGCGGCGCUCCAAUGGACACGCUCGAGCUCGAGAACACCAUGGUUCAACUUUUGGAUUUUAUGGAUCUAAGAGCACCGACAGCGUUGACGAGCGACUAG
Messenger RNA from Cyphellophora attinorum, 2799 nucleotides. RefSeq names its product Ankyrin and IPT/TIG repeat-containing protein C26H5.05. Lineage: Eukaryota; Fungi; Ascomycota; Eurotiomycetes; Chaetothyriales; Cyphellophoraceae. Bases 1 to 2799 code for a protein of 932 amino acids. The record is from RefSeq and is a predicted model, not a curated record. The transcript has a single exon.